UACUAGUCUAGUCAUUCGGGCAAACCACCUAGGCUAUUGUAACUUCACCCCACAUUCAGCUGCUACUCUCGCAAUUUCAUCACUCAACUCAACAAUCUGGAAAAGCUCUGAAUAAAUUAGACCAAAUUCUGAAUUUGAUAAUCCCUAUUUUUAAUCACCCCAUUCAAAUUCAAUUGAAUUCACUUAGUUUAGCUCCUCCAAUUUCCACUAAAUUCCACUAAUUUAACUAUUUUUGACUUCUUUCAAACCCAGAAAACUCAACUAUGGCAGCAACACCAAUGCCGGGAAACCCUAAUUUGGACGGAAAUCCGCCGCCAUUGCCGCCACUUCCGGGAACUGACAUGACCGGAAUUUGCUUCAGAGAUCAAUUAUGGCUUAAUACUUAUCCUCUCGAUCGUAAUCUUGUUUUCGAUUACUUCGCCUUGUCCCCUUUUUAUGAUCAUACUUGCAAUAAUGAGCAAUUGCGAAUGAAUUCUGUUCAUCCCCUUGAUCUCUCUCAUCUUUCGAAGAUGACAGGGAUUGAGUAUAUGCUGUAUGAAGUUGUAGAGCCUAAUUUGUUUGUCAUUCGUAUGCAAAAGAGGGAUAGUCCUGAGAAAGUUACGCCGAUGUUGACUUACUAUGUAUUGGAUGGUUCUAUCUACCAAGCUCCGCAGCUUUGCAGUGUUUUCUCUGCAAGAAUUGGGCGUGCUUUGUAUUACAUACAGAAAGGAUUCUCAACUGCUGCUUCCAAGUUGGAGAAGAUUGGACAUGACAGUGAAAGUGAUGACGCAAAUGAUGAUGCGACAGCUACUAAAGAGACUAUUGAUCUCAGAGAACUAAAGAGAGUAGAUCAUAUCCUUGCUUCCUUGCAGCGUAAGCUACAACCAGCGCCUCCACCACCCCCAUUUCCAGAGGGCUAUACUCCAUCUCAGCCUACGGAAACAGAACAAGGCUCAGAAACCCAGCAAGGGACAGAACAACAGCAGCCUCUGCCUGUUGAUCCCAUCAUUGACCAAGGGCCAGCUAAAAGGACGAAAUAUGAUUGAUCUUUUCUUGCCAAUUUCUUGCAAAUUUCAUGUGAAAUAGCAAAAUGGUGGCUUUGACAGGGUUGAUGUUUCCUGUAAAAUGGAAUAUAUAUGGAAUUUGAGUGAAAUAUCUCCCUUCUUUCAUGAUCAUCUAUCGUGCUACUGGAAGGUUCAUCUCAAUAUAUUCGCUUCCCAGCAUGAGGUAAUUGACAAAUUAGAGAUGCUUAUCUUAAACACCAUGCUUAUUCUCAUGAUCAAUUUCUCUGAUGCUUAGUGAUAUACACUGAAAAUUGACCUUACAAUACUGCAUGUCUGAAUAUGACUACCCGAUAAUUUGUGAUUUAAGUAUUUAAGCUUGUACAACCUCCACUUCUCUUUUCUCCGUAAAAUUAUGCUCUUCUUUUGCAGCUUCACAGGCUUCUUCUGUCUUCUCUUGUUCCUUCUGUGCUUCCACAUUUUGCACACAAUCUUUAGCCUUCCUUGUCUGGACCAACAGCUCUUUCACCCAGUUAAGCAGCUUCUCAGUUGCCUCCUCAUCUGCUUGUUUCAUUCACUCGUCAGUGAAUUGGAUACACAAAGGAGAGCUUGACAGUAUAUUUUGCUCUCUAUCAUACAUAUAUGUUCCAUUUGACUUUGGUGGCCAAAUUUCUGAUCAUAAACACAUUGUAUUGAUCUGUAAUACUGGUUUAUAACAUGUCUACAUUAUCUUGAAGAAUUUUUUCAGUAAACUGUCAAUUUGUAGUUUUGAACAUGCUUUCAAGGACAUGCAUUAAUGAUUGUAGUUGACAAGUUUUGAACACAAAAGUCAAAUGGUAGCCUAUUAUUUUUUAGAA
Molecule: messenger RNA, 1837 nt
Organism: Chenopodium quinoa (quinoa)
Lineage: Eukaryota; Viridiplantae; Streptophyta; Magnoliopsida; Caryophyllales; Amaranthaceae
Product: mediator of RNA polymerase II transcription subunit 6-like
Exons: 5
Coding region: 264-1025 (253 amino acids)
Biological process (GO): regulation of transcription by RNA polymerase II
Cellular component (GO): mediator complex; core mediator complex
Molecular function (GO): transcription coactivator activity
Source: RefSeq, a predicted model, not a curated record